CGGGCGCAAGAUGGCGACGGCGGCCUUAGUUCUCGGGACAGACUCCAUCAAGAUGGAGAACGGGCAGAGCACAGCCACAAAGCUGGGGCUGCCUCCUCUGACGCCCGAGCAGCAGGAGGCCCUCCAGAAGGCCAAGAAGUACGCCAUGGAGCAGAGCAUCAAGAGUGUGCUGGUGAAGCAGACUAUCGCGCACCGGCAGCAGCAGCUUACCAACCUGCAGAUGGCAGCUCAGCGGCAGCAGACACUGGCCGUCAUGUGCCGGGUCUACGUGGGCUCCAUCUCCUAUGAGCUGGGUGAGGACACCAUUCGCCAGGCCUUUGCCCCCUUUGGGCCCAUCAAGAGCAUUGACAUGUCCUGGGACUCCGUCACCAUGAAGCACAAGGGUUUUGCCUUUGUGGAGUACGAGGUCCCAGAGGCUGCGCAGCUGGCCUUGGACCAGAUGAACUCAGUGAUGCUGGGCGGCAGGAACAUCAAGGUGGGCAGGCCCAGCAACAUAGGGCAGGCCCAGCCCAUCAUAGAGCAGCUGGCGGAAGAGGCACGUGCCUUCAACCGAAUCUAUGUGGCUUCUGUGCAUCAGGACCUCUCCGAUGAUGACAUCAAGAGCGUGUUUGAGGCCUUUGGCAAGAUCAAAUCUUGCACGCUGGCCCGGGACCCCACGACAGGCAAGCACAAGGGCCAUGGUUUCAUUGAGUAUGAGAAGGCCCAGUCGUCUCAAGAUGCCGUGUCUUCCAUGAACCUCUUUGACCUGGGUGGCCAGUAUUUGCGGGUGGGCAAGGCUGUCACACCCCCUAUGCCCCUGCUUACACCUGCCACACCUGGAGGCCUCCCGCCAGCUGCUGCUGUUGCUGCAGCUGCAGCCACAGCCAAGAUUACGGCUCAGGAAGCAGUGGCUGGAGCAGCGGUGUUGGGUACCCUGGCCACCCCUGGACUGGUGUCCCCUGCACUGACUCUGGCCCAGCCCUUGGGAGCUUUACCUCAGGCUGUCAUGGCUGCCCAGGCCCCAGGAGUCAUCACAGGUGUGACCCCAGCCCAGCCUCCCAUUCCUGUCACCAUCCCCUCUGUGGGAGUGGUGAACCCCAUCCUUGCCAGCCCUCCAACGCUGGGCCUCCUGGAGCCCAAGAAGGAGGAGGAGAAGGAGGAGCUGUUCCCCGAGUCCGAGCGGCUGGAGAUGCUGAGUGAGCAGGAGCACAUGAACAUCUCUGGCAGCAGCGCCCGCCACAUGGUCAUGCAGAAGCUGCUCCGCAAGCAGGAGUCCACAGUGAUGGUUCUGCGCAACAUGGUGGACCCCAAGGACAUCAAUGACGACCUGGAGGGGGAGGUGACCGAGGAGUGCGGCAAGUUCGGGGCCGUCAACCGCGUCAUCAUCUACCAGGAGAAGCAGGGCGAGGAGGAGGACGCCGAGAUCAUCGUCAAGAUCUUCGUGGAGUUCUCCAUGGCCUCCGAGACUCACAAGGCCAUCCAGGCCCUCAAUGGGCGCUGGUACGCCGGCCGCAAGGUGGUGGCUGAAGUGUACGACCAGGAGCGUUUUGGUAACAGUGACCUCUCCGCGUGACCUUGGCCCCACUCCCUGGACGUGCUCUUGCCCUUGUUUCCCC
Messenger RNA from Myotis brandtii (Brandt's bat), 1595 nucleotides. Its product is annotated as poly(U)-binding-splicing factor PUF60. The record is from RefSeq and is a predicted model, not a curated record. Gene Ontology annotation, cellular component: precatalytic spliceosome; catalytic step 2 spliceosome. Bases 11 to 1552 code for a protein of 513 amino acids. Gene Ontology annotation, biological process: regulation of alternative mRNA splicing, via spliceosome; mRNA splice site recognition; alternative mRNA splicing, via spliceosome. NCBI's taxonomy places the organism in Eukaryota, Metazoa, Chordata, Mammalia, Chiroptera, Vespertilionidae. Gene Ontology annotation, molecular function: RNA binding. The transcript has a single exon.